Molecule: messenger RNA, 4365 nt
Organism: Macroventuria anomochaeta
Lineage: Eukaryota; Fungi; Ascomycota; Dothideomycetes; Pleosporales; Didymellaceae
Product: P-loop containing nucleoside triphosphate hydrolase protein
Exons: 4
Coding region: 1-4365 (1454 amino acids)
Biological process (GO): transmembrane transport
Cellular component (GO): fungal-type vacuole; membrane
Molecular function (GO): ATP hydrolysis activity; ABC-type peptide transporter activity; ATP binding
Source: RefSeq, a predicted model, not a curated record
AUGAUACCAGUAAUCGUAGGAGCUUUGAUACUGUUGACCUACUCACUACGGCUCCUCAAUCCAUAUCGCCCACAAUGGACGAAACCGAUUCUACGGGAGACUAAAGCAGAGUCGGAUGAGCUCGACGAUGCGCCUCGCCACCAGUUCGCAUGGUCGACUUAUGGGUUACUAGUGAUCGCAUCGACUGGCCUCAUUCAACAGGUCAGCAGCAAUUAUCUUCCAAUUGCUGUAGCGACAGUUUCCGGGUUCCCUUCGCUUGCGUGGGCUAUCGCUGUCGCCAUCAUUGUACUUAAACGGCCAAGAACUGCUUCGCUCUCUUUGCUGUUCCUAUUCGCCUCAACAGUACUUGCUGAAGUCGCAAUCAUUCUGUCGAACCCAGGAGGUGCCAGCCUUGCUUUUGGUCCUGUUCUAGCGUUUGUAGGUAUCAUUGUCAUCCUCAACAUGCCUCUAAGGGACCCAAGUCUACAGAGUGACGACAUCAGCCCUGUUUACGGCCCGCCUACGGUGAAGCUUAGGACUCCCGAGGAUAACUUGACCCCACUUCAGUACAUGACUGUGUCUUGGAUGGGUCCUUUGAUUGAGAAAGGAAUCACACGAAAGAUGGACGACGAAGAUGUGUGGGAUCUUGGCUGGGAGUUCAAGCACGCACGGCUCCACGAUGCUUUUCGGAAGCUGGAAGGCUCUGUAACCCGUAGGGUGUUUGUGGCCAAUGGUAUGGAUGCUUUGCGUACAACAAGUCUUAAUCUGUUACGGCUUUGUGCAACGCUCUUAACACCAGUCCUACUGCAACAGCUCUUGGGUACAAUGAAGGAUCCAGAAUCCCCGCGCAGCGCCACGAUCACAUAUGCAUUCAUUUCUUUGUUUGUGCGCCUACUAUCGUCACAAUGUGACGUCUUCAACCUCUGGUACCAGCGACGUGCAUAUGAAAGAUCUCGAGGUCAGUUGAUCACUAUGCUAUACGAAAAGACCCUUAACCGCAAGAUCCUCGGGGCGAAGCAGGAAGCCAAGGAGGAACCGCAGAAUGGCUUCACCAAUGGUCAUACUAAUGGCAGUGUGAAUGGUCACGCAGACGGCGAGACCAAUGCAGAGCCCAAUGGUGAAGUUAGUGCAUCCACUCAGCCAGUCAAGACCGCGCCUCAAAGCAGACUGGGAAGACUUUGGUCGCGUGCACGAUUGCUGUUAUCAAGGAAGAAAAAAGAGGACGCAAGAGAGGAAGAAAGCGCUGCCGCUUCUAUGGGCAAGAUUCUCAACCUGAUGCGCAACGACGUUUAUGAAAUCGCACAACGCUUCUGGGACUUCUCCGACAUCGUUAUCAAGCCACUUGGAGUCAUUGGGUCUACUCUCCUCAUUUGGAGAAUGCUUGGUUGGUCAUGCCUGCUUGGUGUCCUUGCACUUGCAGUGACCCAGGUGCUCAGCGUCAUUGUUGCGCGUUAUCAGGUAUACUUUGAGAAGAAGCGUAGAAAGGCGACAGACGAAAAGCUACAACGAACCACACAGUUCAUUGAGUCUAUCCGACACUUGCGGUGGUAUGGCUGGCACGAGGCAUGGCUCAAGGGCAUUCUCGAGUCUAGGCAGGCGGAGCUGCACCUGCGGGUUCUGCAGAUCAUCUUCAACACGUCGCUGGCUUUCAUCAUGAGGUUUGGAUCUGGCCUGUUCCCAGCUGUUGCAUUCUAUGCAUUCACCAAGUUGGCUGGCAAGCCACUCAGUGUCGAUCUCAUCUUCCCUGCGAUCGAUCUGUUCAUAUUGCUGGAGUCGUACCUUGGCGCCUUGCCUUCGCUCGUCACGACGCUGCUCAACGCUUACAUUGCGAUGGGUCGAAUCGAAGCCUUCAUGGAUGAGCCUGACAAGGAACAAGCUGCUGUGGUCCCCGAAGGUUCUGAUGACCUCAGCCUGCAGAACGCAUCCUUCGCUUGGCCUGGGGUAGACAAGAACGUACUCGAGGACAUCACUCUAUCAUUCCCGCUGGGUCUGACUGUCAUCUACGGCGAGGUUGCUGCAGGCAAGACUGCUUUGCUUCAAGCACUCCUUGGAGAGCUCGACAAGUCCGCUGGAGAACUCACUCGCCCCGAUCAGGUCGUCGGAUAUUGUGCCCAGACGCCAUGGCUACAGAGCAUGAGCAUCCGCGAUAACAUCCUCUUCUCAGAGCCUUAUGAAGAGACUCGCUACAAACGAGUGCUGGAAGCUUGUGCGCUUAUACCCGACAUGGUCGAGUUCAAGCACGGUGAUCUAUCGAACAUCGGCGAAAAUGGCAUCGGAUUGUCAGGCGGGCAGAAAGCCCGUGUAGCGCUUGCCCGCGCUGUAUACAGCAAGGCAAAGGUCUUGUUUCUCGAUGAUCCUCUUUCCGCAUUGGAUCAUCAGACUGCUGACUUCAUUGUCCAUAAGCUGCUCGCGAGCUCAUUGGUCGAGGGUCGCGUGACGGUGCUGGUUACACAUCGAACCGAGCUUUGCCAUGAUCUGGCGAAGCAAUGGGUUGAGCUUGACCAUGGACGGGCGACCAUCCAUGAACCUACAAAGCAGGACGACAGGAACGCGCUGAAGAGAGCACAGACGAACGAGUCACUCUCGGAAGAGGAAGCUAAGAAGCGAGAGGAGGAGCAAGCCGCAGCCAUCCCUGACAAGUUCAUCGAAGAUGAACACCGAGCUGAAGGCGGCGUCAAGUUGAAGGUCUACUGGCGUUACAUCAAGGCUGGCACACUGCGAUGGUGGGCCAUAUCGCUCGUUGUCAUGGCGCUAUUUCGGUUACUAGAUGUCGCCGAGACUUGGUUCAUCAAAGCCUGGGGCGAAGGCUACGAUGGCAAGCACAGGGACGGUGUAUUUGACUUCCUGCCGCCACCUACCGAGGAUGUUGUACCGUGGCUGUGGGGCUUCUUCUUGUUUGUCGCUGGCACGGCAGUGCUGUUCUGGUGGACCAACCUCAUCAUGUUUGGUGUCGGAUACCAUGCUGCGAAAGCUAUCUUCAAAGAGGGGGUUGAAAAGGUCGCGCACGCGACGUUCAGGUUCUACGACGUCACACCGGUUGGACGGCUCAUGAACCGAUUGACAAGCGACAUGAACACAGUGGACGGUGGCCUGAGCACUGCGUUCACUGUCUUUGGCUGGCAGAUGAUCGGUUUCGUCAGCUGCAUUGUAGUAAUUCUCUCCUCGACGCCAGCGUUCCUCGCUUUCGGAUUGCUGCUAUGCUGUGGAUUCGUUUACAAUUUCUACCGCUUUCUGCCAACUUCGCAGAGCUUGAGGCGCCUGGAGAUGGUAUCACUUUCUCCACUCAUGUCCAACUUCGGUGCUCUUGUCGAGGGCUUGACCACUGUCCGCGCCUUCAACGCUCAGCCACGAUUUCAGGCUCGAGUCAUCGAGGUCGUUGACAACUUCCAGAAAAAUGAUCAUUUCUACUGGUCACUUCAAGCUUGGCUGUCAUUCCGAUUCAGCACCAUGUCGGCGAGCGCGACACUUGUCAUGACACUUAUUGCUGUGUAUACGGGUAUUAGUUCGGGUUUGACAGCCUUCGUGUUGGUCACAGCCUCCAGGUUCGUUUUUUUCACCGAGUACAUGUGUCGAAUUUACGGUCAGCUGGAAAUGCAGUUUACAAGCGUGGAACGCGUCAUCGAGCUUCUCGACCUUGAUCAGGAAGCCCCAGGCGUCGUUGACCCACCUGCCCACUGGCCUACCUACACCGGAGACAUUACUUUUGAAGACGCCACUAUACGCUAUGCAGAAAAUCUUGAUCCUGCGCUGCAGAACAUCACCCUCACCAUCCCAGCUGGAAGCAACACUGCAGUCAUCGGCCGCACCGGCUCCGGCAAGUCCACACUCGCGCUGUCACUCCUAGCCACAAUCGCACCAGAAAGUGGUCGUAUCCUCAUUGACGGUGUCGACAUCUCCACCGUCAAAAAACAAGCACUGCGAAGCCGUGUAACUUUCCUCGCGCAAGAGCCCGUUCUCUUCCCCGGCAGCAUGCGUAAGAACCUUGACCCACUGGAUGAGUACUCCGACGGCGCAUGCGAAGCCGUGCUCGCCAAGAUCGCUGGCAACCACGGCUGGACACUGUCCACCAAUAUCGAAGGCGGCGGCAAGGGGCUGUCACAAGGCCAGAGACAGCUUGUCGGUCUUGCGAGAGCGAUGCUGAGAAGGAGUCCGGUGCUGAUAAUGGACGAGGCCACGGCCAGUAUUGACUUUGAGACUGCGCAGCGCAUUCAAACUGUGUUGAGGGAAGAGAUGAAGGAGAGCACGGUGAUCACGAUUGCGCAUCGCCUGGAAGCGGUGAAGAAUGCGGAUUACUGUGUUGUGCUGGGGAAAGGGAGGUUGAUCAAGGCGGGAAAGGCGGAGGAUAUGUUGAAGGAGGGGAGUGAGUUUAGUGGGAUGCUAGCAUAG